Messenger RNA from Spinacia oleracea (spinach), 1145 nucleotides. RefSeq names its product cationic peroxidase 1-like. The transcript is spliced from 4 exons. Gene Ontology annotation, biological process: hydrogen peroxide catabolic process; response to oxidative stress. The coding region runs from base 85 to 1056 and encodes 323 amino acids. The record is from RefSeq and is a predicted model, not a curated record. Gene Ontology annotation, molecular function: heme binding; peroxidase activity. Lineage: Eukaryota; Viridiplantae; Streptophyta; Magnoliopsida; Caryophyllales; Amaranthaceae.
UUAAUUAGUGACUUUUUAAUAUCUUAUUUCUUUUGCAUCUCCACCAUGUUUUUUCUUUAAUCGAUCUAUUUAUUGAUUUCAACAAUGGCUUCCUUUAGCUUAUCAUUUCUUCAGUGGUGCUUGAUCUCUAUACUUUUCAGAUCAGCAUUCUCUCAAUUGAGCGAGAACUUCUAUUCAGCAUCAUGCCCUAAGGCACACUCUAUUAUUAGCCAUCAUGUUAAAAAUGCGAUUAAGAAAGAGCCUCGCAUGGGUGCAUCAAUGUUGAGACUUCAAUUUCAUGAUUGUGGUGUUGGUGGAUGUGAUGGAUCAAAUUUGCUGGACGACACGAAAAAUUCAACAGGAGAGAAGUCAGCCUUAUUGAAUCUUAAUUCGGCUAGGGGAUUCGAAGUCAUUGAUAAGAUCAAAAAUCGACUUGAACAAUCAUGUCCUGGAGUCGUAUCUUGUGCUGAUAUCUUAGCAAUGGUUGGACGAGAAUGUGUUUUCAGGCUUGGUGGUCCAAAUUACACAUUACCAUUAGGGAGAAGAGAUUCGACUGAAUCACAUAGAUUAUUGGCAGAUGCCAUGGUUCCUAUCUUUCUUAAGGGUGUCGAAGCACAAAUUGCAGCAUUUCAAUCGCUAGGCUUCAACAAAAAUGAAUUUGUAGCUUUAACAGGCGCACAUACGGUUGGCAUGGCAAGAUGCGAAUCGUACAGACAACAUAUCUAUGAGGAUAAGAACAUAGACCCGACCUUCGCGGCAUCGUUGCAAGCAAACUGCCCUAAGGAAGGAGGGAAUAACAACACAGCACCAAUCGACAACAGAACUCCAUUUGUGUUUGACAAUAUGUAUUUUGUUAACUUGAUGAAACAAAAAGGUCUUCUUGCCACAGAUCAAGGACUAUUUACCGGAAAGGGGGGACCCACGGACGCCAUUGUAGCAAAUUAUAGUUCAAGUAAGGAUAAUUUCUUCAAGGAAUUUGCUUCAGCAAUAGUAAAGUUCGGACAAUUGGGUGUUCUUACUGGUACCAAAGGGGAAAUCAGAACUAAUUGUCGAAAGGUCAAUACUCCAAAGGCUUAAACCUUUAUUUUGAAUGUUCAUUAAGAUCUUGUUUAAACAUGUAUGAUGCACGAGUUGAAUAAAAAAGUAAAAUGAAAAACAUUUUUUUA